Alternaria atra is the source of this 1269-nucleotide messenger RNA. RefSeq lists its product as uncharacterized. The record is from RefSeq and is a predicted model, not a curated record. Gene Ontology annotation, cellular component: membrane. The transcript has 5 exons. Gene Ontology annotation, biological process: magnesium ion transport. Lineage: Eukaryota; Fungi; Ascomycota; Dothideomycetes; Pleosporales; Pleosporaceae. The coding region runs from base 1 to 1269 and encodes 422 amino acids. Gene Ontology annotation, molecular function: magnesium ion transmembrane transporter activity.
AUGGUCGAAGACAAAUAUGUUGGUCUCAUGCUGGCCGUGAGCUCGUCAUUGGCGAUUGGCGCGAGUUUUGUCAUUACGAAGAAAGGCCUCAAUGCGUCCAUGGAGAAGCAGGGCUUCAAUGGAGACGGCUUUGGAUACUUGCAGAAUCCAGUGUGGUGGGCUGGCAUAACAACGAUGGUGCUCGGCGAGAUAUUCAACUUCGCAGCAUAUGCGUUUGCGCCUGCGAUCCUGGUGACGCCCCUCGGGGCGCUUUCGGUCCUUAUUGGUGCGGUACUUGGCUCAUACUUCCUGGACGAACAAUUGGGACUGCUAGGCAAGAUUGGCUGCGCGAUAUGUCUGAUCGGAUCCGUUAUUAUCGUACUACAUGCGCCGCCGGACAAGGAGGUCGAGUCUGUCGAAGAGAUCUUGAAUCUUGCGCUUCAGCCAGGUUUCCUCUUCUACUGCGCUUUCUGCGUCGUUUUCUGCAUCUUCAUGAUCUACAAGAUUGCGCCCAAGUACGGUCGCAAGAACCCGCUCAUUUACCUUUCCAUUUGUUCGACAGCUGGCUCCGUCUCCAUCAUGUUCAUCAAGGCCUUCGGUAUCGCCCUCAAGAUGACAUUUGCGGGCAACAACCAGUUCACACACCCCUCGACAUACGUCUUCGUAAUCUUGGUCGUUGGCUGCAUUCUCACACAGAUGAACUACUUCAACAAGGCUUUGAGUCAGUUCUCAACAAACAUUGUCAACCCCCUCUACUACGUCAUGUUCACGACUUGUACCCUCGUCGCUUCCUGCCUCCUUUUCCAAGGCUUUAAUACUACGUCCGCGGUCAACACCAUAUCCCUGCUCUGCGGUUUCCUCAUCAUUUUCUCCGGUGUAUACCUCUUGAACCUCUCACGCGAAGACCCCAACGGCAACAAAGCAUUCGGCUCACGUUUCACCGACGGCCCGCCUUCGGACGCCAUCUCUGGUUUUCCUACAAGACGUAGUAUGCAGGCGCGACGCAGCGAAGAGCUGUUCGAGCGACAAUCGGUUGGUGUUGUUCGUGAUGGCAGGUCUAGCUAUGCGGACGCAGGCGAUCGGGGUGCGCUUAUGCACGACUACGACGUGGAGAACCAGUUCGAGCUUGGAGACCUGGCUGAUAGCGACGAUGAGCUGGAGAGUGGCCAGAACACCAAGCGAACAAGCUUUGACGAGGAGGCACGGUUAAAUGGAAGACUCAGUGGUGCAGGUAGAGGGCGAGUGCACAAAGAGUCGGUACAACCGAAAAGGAAUUCGUCAGUCCGAUAG